GUGCAUAUGUAUUACAGUCAGGAUGCGUAAGUGAUCCAAUCGCAGCUACUUGUACAGCUUAGGCGAAUGCAAGAAGUGUUUCAGGUGAGUUUCACCUCGAUGCGAUCAUAGGUGGGGCAGGAGCUUCCUGGUGCCCCUCCUCCGAACUCUCGACGUCGUCCAUUAACAAACGCCACCAACAGCAAUAAAUCAUCCACCCACAACUACCUCCAGACGAGCACGCUUCGCCAUCAGCACACCCAUACACUCCGUCACCUCGUCGAACCCCACACACCACAAUGGUUGACCGUGCCAACCGCCCUUCCGCGUUGAACGCACCCAAGAGCUCAGGCCCUGUCGCACAAGUCGAAAUCAUCGGUGAGGGAGGCAGCCAAAAGGUCGUUGCUUCGCUUCCCUCGGGCGAGAGUGUGGAAGUCUAUCUGUUUGGCGCUACCGUGACUAGCUGGAAGAGCAAUGGCGGAAAGACAGAAAACCUUUGGGUCAGCGAGGCAGCAGAUCUCACAGGUAACAAGCCCAUUAGGGGUGGUGUUCCUGUCGUCUUCCCGAACUUCGGCCCACCCCCUGCGACCGGCCCUACCUCGAAGCUCUCCCAGCACGGUUUUGCGCGUAACUCACGAUGGGAAUACCUGGGCAAGUCUUCUACCGAGGAUGCCCUCGACACCAGCUCCGUGAAGCUCGACUUUGGCCUCGACCGUAACGGCAUCAGCGAGGAGCACCGCAAGGCAUGGCCGCUGGACUUUGGUCUGGUGUACAGCGUCACACUGAGCAAGGACACUCUUCAGACAGUCAUCACUGUACGCAACGAGGGCGACGAGAGCUUUGAAUUCCAGUUCCUGCUACACACCUACUUCAGGAUCAAGGAUAUCUCAAAGGUCACAGUCAACGGUCUCGGCAGCGUAGAGUACGUCGACAAGGUUCUCGACGCAACCACCCACACACAAACAGAGCCUACCCUGAAGUUCAAUGGCGAAGUCGAUCGCGUGUACAAGGACAUUAAGAUCGACACCACAAGCGUGCUCGAGGACGGUAAGCCCCGCUUCGAUGUCACCCGCGACAACGUUAAGGACACCGUCACCUGGAACCCGUGGAUCGAAAAGGCCAAGGCUACCGGCGACUUCGCGCCAAAUGAUGGCUACAAGAACAUGGUCUGCAUUGAGGUUGGUGCUGUCAACGGAUGGCAGAAGCUGGAGAAGGGCGAGGUCUUCGAGGGCGGUAUGCUUGUUAAGAGCCAUUUAUAAACAAUGGUUUUGCAAGCAGUAACGUCUGUGGGCGGUUACUGCUACAAUGAUAGUACGUGAAGCAUAGAAUGCAUAAUGACAGCCACGGUUGAUACAUGAGAUGUACCAACGGUCACGAUCAGAUCUUCUGUA
Molecule: messenger RNA, 1370 nt
Organism: Didymella exigua CBS 183.55
Lineage: Eukaryota; Fungi; Ascomycota; Dothideomycetes; Pleosporales; Didymellaceae
Product: galactose mutarotase-like protein
Exons: 4
Coding region: 279-1238 (319 amino acids)
Biological process (GO): carbohydrate metabolic process
Molecular function (GO): carbohydrate binding; isomerase activity
Source: RefSeq, a predicted model, not a curated record